AGAAAGAGAGAGAUCGAGAUUUAAAAAGAAGCUGCGUCUGGCCGCCUGCGAAUUUGGGAUUGGUUUGGGAGGGACCUCUUGCUUACCCAGGGGAAAUGGAUUCUGUACCACGGCUCACCAGCGUUUUCACUUUGCUGUUUUCCGGCUUGUGGCAUUGGGGAUUAACAGCGACAAAUUACAACUGUGAUGAUCCAUUAGCAUCUCUACUAUCACCACUGGCUUUCUCCAGUUCCUCAGUUCAUUCUGGGUCUCACAGUCCAGCUCAACUCAACCGAAGAGUUGGAACUGGUGGUUGGUCCCCAGCAAAUUCCAAUGCUCAACAGUGGCUGCAGAUGGAUCUGGGUAACAGAAUGGAAAUUACAGCAGUGGCCACGCAGGGAAGAUACGGAAGUUCUGACUGGGUAACGAGUUAUAGCCUGAUGUUCAGUGACACAGGACGCAACUGGAAACAGUACAAGCAAGAAGACAGCAUCUGGACCUUUGCAGGAAACAUGAAUGCUGACAGUGUGAUGCACCACAAGCUAGCACACUCCAUGAGAGCCCGAUUUAUUCGAUUUGUACCCUUGGAAUGGAAUCCCAAUGGGAAGAUUGGCAUGAGGGUUGAAGUUUACGGAUGCUCCUAUAAAUCAGAUAUUGCCGACUUUGAUGGACGGAGCUCCCUUCUCUACAGGUUCAAUCAGAAGCUGAUGAGCACUCUUAAAGAUGUCAUAUCUCUGAAAUUCAAAAGUAUGCAAGGAGAUGGGGUCCUGUUCCAUGGAGAAGGUCAACGUGGAGACCAAAUUACCUUGGAGCUUCAGAAGGGGAGACUCAUCCUGCAUCUCAAUUUGGAUGACAGCAAGCCUCGGCUCAGCAGUAGCCCACCCUCAGUCACCCUGGGCAGCCUCCUGGAUGACCAACAUUGGCACUCAGUUCUUAUUGAACGGGUGGGCAAACAGGUGAACUUCACUGUGGACAAACACACUGUGCACUUCCGGACCAAAGGCGAGACAGAUGCCUUAGACAUUGAUUAUGAGCUUAGUUUUGGAGGAAUUCCAGUACCAGGCAAACCAGGGACCUUUCUAAAGAAAAACUUCCAUGGAUGUAUUGAAAACCUUUAUUACAAUGGAGUAAACAUAAUUGACCUGGCUAAAAGAAGAAAGCAUCAGAUAUUCACAGUGGGCAAUGUCACUUUUUCCUGCUCUGAACCACAAAUUGUUCCCAUCACAUUUGUCAACUCUAGCAGCAGUUAUUUGUUGCUGCCUGGAACCCCCCAAAUUGAUGGGCUCUCAGUGAGUUUCCAGUUUCGAACGUGGAACAGGGAUGGUCUGCUUCUGUCGACAGAACUGUCUGAGGGCUCAGGGACUCUGCUGCUGAGCCUGGAGGGUGGAACCCUGAGACUCGUGAUUCAGAAAAUGACAGAAUAUGCAGCUGAAAUUCUCACAGGCAGCAACUUGAAUGAUGGCUUGUGGCAUUCAGUUAGUAUCAACGCAAGAAGAAACCGCAUCACCCUCACUCUAGAUAAUGAUGCAGCUUCCCCGGCUCAGGACACUCCCCGGGUGCAUAUUUAUUCUGGAAAUAGCUACUACUUUGGAGGGUGCCCUGACAAUCUCACCGAUUCCCAAUGUUUAAAUCCCAUUAAGGCUUUCCAAGGCUGCAUGAGACUCAUCUUUAUUGAUAACCAGCCCAAGGACCUCAUUUCAGUUCAGCAAGGUUCCCUGGGGAAUUUUAGUGAUUUACACAUUGAUCUGUGUAGCAUCAAAGACAGAUGCUUGCCAAACUACUGUGAACAUGGAGGUAAAUGUUCUCAGUCCUGGACUAACUUCUACUGCAAUUGUAAUGACACAGGUUACAUUGGGGCCACCUGCCAUAACUCCCUUUAUGAGCAAUCCUGUGAAGUGUACAGGCACCAAGGAAACACAGCUGGUUUCUUCUACAUUGACACUGAUGGCAGUGGGGCAGUAGAACCUCUCCAGGUUUACUGCAAUAUCACAGAGGAUAAGAUCUGGACAUCAGUGCAGCACAAUAUCACAGAACUGACCCAUGUGAGAGGUGCCAACCCUGAGAAACCAUAUUCUAUGGUUUUGGAUUAUGGUGGCAGCAUGGACCAAAUAGAGGCCUUAAUUGAGGGCUCAGAACAUUGUGAACAAGAAGUGGCCUAUCAUUGCAAGAAGUCCCGCCUGCUCAACACUCCAGAUGGAACACCAUUUACUUGGUGGAUUGGGCGCUCCAAUGAAAGGCAUCCUUACUGGGGAGGUGCACCUCCUGGAGUCCAACAAUGUGAAUGUGGCCUGGAUGAGAGUUGCUUGGAUAUCAGACAUUUCUGCAAUUGUGAUGCAGACAAGGAUGAAUGGACAAAUGAUACUGGCUUUCUCUCCUUCAAAGACCACUUGCCUGUCACUCAAAUAGUUAUCACUGAUACUAACAGAUCAAACUCAGAAGCUGCUUGGAGAAUCGGGCCCUUGCGUUGCUAUGGCGACCGACAUUUCUGGAAUGCCGUAUCAUUUUAUACAGAAGCCUCAUACCUCAACUUUCCUACCAUCCAUGCUGAGUUCAGUGCUGAUAUUUCCUUCCAUUUUAAAACAACAGCUUUAUCGGGAGUUUUUCUAGAAAAUCUGGGUAUUAAAGACUUCAUCCGGCUUGAAAUAAGCUCUCCUGCCGAAAUCACUUUUGCCAUUGAUGUUGGGAAUGGUCCCAUAGAACUCAUAGUUCAGUCUCCUUCUCCUCUAAAUGACAACCAAUGGCAUUAUGUUCGGGCUGAGAGAAAUCUGAAGGAGACUUCACUCCAGGUCGACAGCCUACCAAAGAUGACCAAAGAAACUUCAGAGGAAGGUUAUUUCCAAUUGCAGCUGAACAGCCCAUUGUUUGUAGGAGGGACAUCAUCAAGACAGAAGGGCUUUCUAGGAUGUUUACGCUCCUUACACUUGAAUGGGCAGAAGCUAGACUUGGAGGAGAAAGCCAAGGUCACGAGUGGAGUUCGUCCAGGGUGUCCUGGUCAUUGUAGCAGUUAUGGCAGCACCUGCCACAACGGUGGCAAGUGUGUGGAAAAGCACAGUGGGUACUUCUGUGAUUGCACCAAUUCACCGUACGAAGGUCCCUUCUGCAGAAAAGAAGUUUCUGCUUUUUUUGAGGCUGGCACCUCAGUAACUUAUAUGUUUCAAGAACCUUAUCCAGUCACCAAAAAUAUAAAUCUUUCAUCAUCGUCAAUAUACAUAGAUGCAGCUCCAUCCAAGGAAAACAUUGCAUUCAGCUUCAUGGCAUCCCAGUCACCCAGUGUCUUGCUUUAUGUCAACUCUUCUCAGAACUUCUUGGCAAUCAUGCUCUGCAAAAAUGGAAGUCUACAAGUUCGUUAUCAGUUAAGCAAGGAAGAAACCCAUGUAUUCACUAUUGAUGUUGGGAACUUUGCCAACAGAAGGAUGCAUCACUUGAAGAUUAAUCGAGAAGGAAGAGAGCUUAUCAUACACAUGGAUCAGCAACUUCGAGUCAGUUAUAACUUCUCUCCAGAAGUGGAAUUCAAGGCUGUAAGGUCACUCACAUUGGGCAAAAUUACAGAGAAUUUUGAAUUGGAUUCUGAGGUUGCCAAAGCAAAUACCCUUGGUUUUGUUGGAUGCCUGUCUUCAGUCCAAUACAACCAUAUAGCACCACUGAAAGCAGCCCUGCGCCAUGCCACCAUCGCACCUGUGAAGAUACAAGGGCUGUUAACAGAAUCAAGCUGCAAUACCAUGACAGACCCAGAUGUGAAUGCAGUCACCACUGUACAUUCUUCAUCAGAUUCUUUCGGAAAGACAGAUGAACGCGAACCUCUCACCAAUGCAGUUCGAAGUGAUUCAGCAGUUAUUGGAGGAGUAAUAGCAGUGGUGAUAUUUAUCAUCUUCACUAUCAUCGGCAUCAUGACUCGGUUCCUUUAUCAACAUAGGCAGUCACAUCGUACUAACCAGAUGAAGGAGAAAGAAUAUCCAGAAAAUUUGGACAGCUCCUUUAGAAAUGACAUUGAUUUGCAAAAUACAGUGAGCGAGUGUAAGAGGGAAUAUUUUAUUUGAGCAACUGCUGAAUCACCUACUAUAUUUUGUUGUUAAAUUGUUCUCCUUCUCUUUCUCCGUUUUUAAUUUUGGUGACUCUUUAUAUUAUUUGUGUGUCAUUUGUUUCGGGAAUGUACUUGCAUCCACUGAAGCAUUUUUUUUUUCACUUAACCAAGUCUAGAAGACCAGGCAGCUACUGACACUGCCUUUCUUUCUCUUUGACUAACUUAAUAUAGUGAUGAUGAUCACUCAAGAGAUGGAUUUACUAUGCUAGACAACAAGAGACGAGUGUAUGUACAUGUGCAUAUUCAAUUCUGUAUUCCAAAUUUUAAGAUGCACUUUUUAAUUUCAUAGUCAUCCUGUCUUGAACCUGGUGUGUGACUUCUAUCGUGAACAGUCAUCCUUGACAUCUUUCACCACCUCAAGUCCCUUUAUUAGGGAACUCAGGGUAGAGAGAGAAGAUAAACACCCGUUUCAAUAGGAUUUUAAAAGGAAAAGGAGAGGAAGUGUUUUAUAUCAAUUUAAUUAAAUUAGGAAAUCCAUUAUCCUAAACCAACACUUUUUCAUUAAGUCUAUUAUCCUUUAAUUAUUUGAAUAUAUAGGAUUCCUGAUAGUAGUCAGGCUGCUAUUUUACUCCUUUCUUACCAUUCUCUCUUUGGGCUAACACUUUAGAACAGCACACAAUAAUGUAAACCUAGAGGAAGCAUGGAAAAUAGUAGCUAAACUAGAAGGUAAAAAGAAAGCUGCUAGGAAGUAGAUGCUCUAUAACUUGAAAAAUGACUCUUCCAAUUUUGUAAGAAAAGUUAGCUAGGUUAUUUCUGGGAUUAUUAUAUUGAGGUAAAAAAAUAAAAUAUAUUAUGUUGCUGCAGCAUUAAAAAAUGAAAGACUAAGAUAGUUUCCAAUUCCAUGACAGAACCUAAAACAUGUGCAUUCAAUUUAAAACAAACAAAAAGUAAACAAUAAAAAUUACAUGAAAGAAAAGAAAUACCAAACAGAAUUCUUCAAA
Molecule: messenger RNA, 5001 nt
Organism: Suncus etruscus (white-toothed pygmy shrew)
Lineage: Eukaryota; Metazoa; Chordata; Mammalia; Eulipotyphla; Soricidae
Gene: CNTNAP5
Product: contactin associated protein family member 5
Exons: 24
Coding region: 96-4016 (1306 amino acids)
Source: RefSeq, a predicted model, not a curated record